Melospiza melodia melodia is the source of this 1757-nucleotide messenger RNA. RefSeq names its product proto-oncogene Mas-like. Gene Ontology annotation, cellular component: membrane. The record is from RefSeq and is a predicted model, not a curated record. NCBI's taxonomy places the organism in Eukaryota, Metazoa, Chordata, Aves, Passeriformes, Passerellidae. Gene Ontology annotation, biological process: G protein-coupled receptor signaling pathway. Gene Ontology annotation, molecular function: G protein-coupled receptor activity.
AUGGAGGUGAGCAUUGUGUCCCCAUCUGCUGCCUCACCCACUGAAGGAGAUGAUCUGUGUGAGACAGAUGUCCCCAGCAUGGCCACACACAGUGUGACACUGCUCAUCUGCCUCUGUGGGCUGGCUGGGAACGGGGCUGUGCUCUGGGUCCUCGGGUUCCGCAUCCACAGGGACACCAUGAAACCCAUCACUGCCUACAUCCUUGACCUGGCCCUCAUCAACUUCCUCUUCCUCAUCUUCAUGGUCCCCUCCACUCUGCUCUUCCUGCAGGAGGAUUUCUCCUGCUCCUCCAUGAUGUCCCCAGCAUCCAUACGCUUCCUUUUUCUCCUCUUCCUGAUGUUCCACAGCGUAGGGCUGUACCGGCUGAGCAUCAGCAUCGAGAGGGGCAGGUCCAUGCUCUGCCCACCUGGGCUCUUCUGCCACCUUCCCAAGGGCCUCUCAUGGGUGGUGGUCAGUGCCAUACUCUGGGCCCUUUCCAUCACUGCCAUCGCUGCCAUUUCUGCGGUGAAUUCCCUGUGCCAGUCACAGGAACACAAGCUCUGCUGCCGCGGGGCUCUCAUCUCCUUAUACAUUCUCAACUUCCUCAUCUUUACUCCAUCCAUGGUCAUUUCCAGCACAAUCCUCUUCAUUCACUUCAAGGGCAGCUCCCAGCAGCAGCAAUCCAAGAGCCUUGACAUCAUUGUCUUCCUGGCUGUGCUCCACUCUCCCCUCAGUCUCUGGAAUUUCCUGCAGCAGCUCGGCUACACCACUGUGUCCUCCCGGGUUGUUCUCCUGUUUGCCUGCAUGCACAGCAGCAUCAACCCCUUCAUCUACAUCUCAGUAACAAAGUGCUGGAGGUGCUGCUCCAUGGGGUCCCUCAGGGAGUGCCUCCAGAAGGUGUUUGAGGAGCCAGAAGGGAGCACUGCCCCCAGUAAUGAUGCCACCAUGGACAGGGGGAUCUGAGCCUGUUGAACACUUCAGUGCCCCCAUGCAGGACCAUGGGGCAGUGACUGAAGUUUUCCUUGAGCCUGCAGAUUAUUAAACAUCCAUGCUAUCACCCUCCUGCUCUAUAUUCCUGCAGGAAAAGGGAGCAGGGACAUUUGACAAGGGCCAUGUGUUAGGCAUGCUCUGCACAGAGCACAUUGGAGCAUGAUUGGAGCUUUGACCCUCCCUCACAGGUCCUGGAGCACUUUAGCCCCAAAUGCAUCCUUCCCAACACGGCUGUGACCCCAGAAUUCCCCCUGGCACCUGGUUCCUGCAUCCCACUGAGGUCUGAUAUCAAUAAACAGCACCGUGAACCCCGAACUGCCUUUGCCCCCUCUGCCAGCGCUUCCCGGCUUCCUCUGGCUGCUGCUGCCAGCCGGGAAUGUGUCUGGAGGGAGGGGACAGAGAGGUGGUUAGCCAGGAAUUCUGUGACUGUUUUGAAAUUUAAUAACAAACUAUGUUUAUUUAGUCAAGGCAUAAUUGACUGUGGUUUUUUACCUGCUUUUGAUUUAGAUCUGUAUUGGCUGAGUGUCAGUAGAAAACUCAAUUGACCCAUAGCCCUUCGAGAUUUGAGUCAAGAGUUGGGGAACAAAAUUAAAUAAAGUAUUUUUAAUGAUUUUCAUAUAAAUAGAAAUUAAUUGGACAUCAUAGAAUAAGAAUGAUAUCUUGAGAGAAUUAGGAUUUCAGAGGACAAUACGUACAAGAAGACUUAGUUAAUAAAUUGCAAGAGAUAAAUUGCAAUGGCAAUAAGAGAGCUAUUUCCUAGGCUUGUGCACCUCAGAAAACUUAAUUUG